This is a messenger RNA of Sardina pilchardus (European sardine), 1464 nucleotides long. RefSeq names its product zinc finger protein 501-like. Gene Ontology annotation, biological process: regulation of transcription by RNA polymerase II. Gene Ontology annotation, molecular function: DNA-binding transcription factor activity, RNA polymerase II-specific; RNA polymerase II cis-regulatory region sequence-specific DNA binding. NCBI's taxonomy places the organism in Eukaryota, Metazoa, Chordata, Actinopteri, Clupeiformes, Clupeidae. The coding region runs from base 1 to 1464 and encodes 487 amino acids. The record is from RefSeq and is a predicted model, not a curated record. The transcript is spliced from 3 exons.
AUGCGACGGUGCCGGAAGGAGCCAUCGGCCAGACCACCCCCUCCUGGCAGCAGCGACUCAGAGGAGGAGUGGACACCCAGUCUGGAGAGGAGGCCUCCAGAAGUGGCAGCGUCUCAGGUGUUCUCCUGCUCCCUGUGUCCGUUCGCCUACACGGCUCAACUCUACCUGCACAAGCACAUCAACAGCAGCCACGCGGACGAGGAUGUGCGCCUGCUGAGGUCUGGGGAGAUCAGAUCAGAGACUCUGGCACCCUCCACAAUCAGUGGCAGCAUCCACAACUCAGUAGCCAGCAAGGUCACACAUCCCCAUUCAAAACAGAAAGGACCGAUUGACCAGAGAGGUCACCCCUGCGCUCAGUGUGGCAAGAGCUUCACUACAGAGGGACAUCUAAAAGUACACCAGCGCACUCACACAGGAGAGAGGCCGUACCACUGCACUCAGUGUGGCAAGAGCUUCACACAAGAGGGAAGUCUCAAAGUACACCAGCGCACUCACACAGGAGAGAGGCCGUACCACUGCACUCAGUGUGGCAAGAGCUUCAGAAAAGAGGGACAUCUCAAAGUACACCAGCGCACUCACACAGGAGAGAGGCCGUACCACUGCACUCAGUGUGGCAAGAGCUUCACUAGAGAGGGAAGUCUCAUACGACACCAGCGCAUUCACACAGGAGAGAGGCCAUACCACUGCACUCAGUGUGGCAAGAGCUUCAAUAGAGAGGGAAGUCUCAAAGUACACCAGCGCACUCACACAGGAGAGAGGCCGUACCACUGCACUCAGUGUGGCAAGAGCUUCAAUAAAGAGGGAAAUCUCAAACGACACCAGCACAUUCACACAGGAGAGAGGCCGUACCACUGCACUCAUUGUGGCAAGAGCUUCACUCAAGAGGGAGAUCUCAAACGACACCAGCACACUCACACAGGAGAGAGGCCGUACCACUGCACUCAGUGUGGCAAGAGCUUCACUAAAGGGAGUCAUCUCAUACGACACCAGCGCAUUCACACAGGAGAGAGGCCAUACCACUGCACUCAGUGUGGCAAGAGCUUCAAUAGAGAGGGAAGUCUCAAAGUACACCAGCGCAUUCACACAGGAGAGAGGCCAUACCACUGCACUCAGUGUGGCAAGAGCUUCACACAAGAGGGAAGUCUCAAAGUACACCAGCGCACUCACACAGGAGAGAGGCCAUACCACUGCACUCAGUGUGGCAAGAGCUUCAGUAAAGAGGGAGAUCUCAAAGUACACCAGCGCAUUCACACAGGAGAGAGGCCGUACCACUGCACUCAAUGUGGCAAGAGCUUCACUACAGGGAGUCAUCUCAAAGCACACCAGCGCAUUCACACAGGAGAGAGGCCGUACCACUGCACUCAGUGUGGCAAGAGCUUCACACAAGAGGGAAGACUCAAAGUACACCAGCGCACUCACACAGGAGAGAGGCCGUACCACUGCACUCAGGGCCAUAUGUACUAA